AUGUCCACUCGAAAGUAUCGUUUGGCUGCACCGACGAUCAGUGGUAAGACGAAUGUAUUAUAUAAACCAACGUCGUUUAAAGUAGUUUAUGAUCCUCUAAAGUUGAGGACAUUAGAUAACGUCGAAGCAAAUACGAACAAAGCGCUUCUGAACGGUAAACAAAAACUCGAAGAAACAGAAUCAUUCGUUCCACCUGCUCGCUGGUGGCUUGUACUACCACCUUUACUACUCAUAAUAAUCGUUAGUGCCGUAGAUCCAUUACUGAUGAAUGAUCUCGUUGUACGUCGCUACGAAAGUCGAUAUGGACUUGAUGCAUCUCCCAGUGCACAACACAAAGCCUGUAGUCAAUCUACAACGACUGCUAUACCAAAUUACUAUUUGGGAUAUCCAUCGUCUGCUGAUCAACAUUCACAAAAUCAACCUAAUUACAACUUAGUACAACGUGAUGCCGCCAAUUUUAAUACGAAGAAUUCAUUGGUUGCGCUCAUUCCCGCACUUGUUACAUCUGUUUUACUCGGAUCGAAUUGUGAUAUCAUUGGACGUCGUCCAUUGCUGAUAUUACCAUUCGUCGGUAAAAUAGUCUGGUAUUCACUGAUGCUGAUCAUUGUCGCUCAUAAUUUGUCAGAUACUUGGUUGUUGGUUGCUCACGCAAUCGAAUCAGUAUUCGGCUCCAGUGGUUUAGUGUUGUUAAGCGCAUUUUCUUACAUUACUGAUUGUACAUCAGGAUCAAUGAGAACACAUGCCUUCUUAUUAACUGAAGGAAUAACUUUUUUUAUUCGUAUUGCGCCUGCAAUAGCAAUAGGCAUUUGGCUGCGUUACCAUCUAUAUACGACGCCAUUAAGUUUUUGUUUAAGUUUAAGUGUAAUUGGAUUACUUUAUGCACUGUUCAUCCAACCUGAAUCGAUCGAAAAUGUGUAA
Adineta steineri is the source of this 918-nucleotide messenger RNA. The record is from the annotation of a GenBank genome assembly. Lineage: Eukaryota; Metazoa; Rotifera; Eurotatoria; Adinetida; Adinetidae.